Rhipicephalus microplus (southern cattle tick) is the source of this 3281-nucleotide messenger RNA. RefSeq names its product acylamino-acid-releasing enzyme. Gene Ontology annotation, molecular function: serine-type endopeptidase activity. Lineage: Eukaryota; Metazoa; Arthropoda; Arachnida; Ixodida; Ixodidae. Gene Ontology annotation, biological process: proteolysis. The record is from RefSeq and is a predicted model, not a curated record.
CAACGGUUGCAAUCGUUUCUAACACGAACUGCUCACGCACAUUCCUGUUGGUCAGCCAAACUACGCUAGCGGCUCUUACGGUAAAAAUAAGGGGUUCAAACGAGACGCGAAGUGCACGGUAAAGUUGUACGAAACUAGUGUGAACAAAAACGGAGAACUGCUACAAGCCUUCAACGACAGCGUCGACGGGCGAAGAAACGCUGCUGAGAAGAAUACUGAAAGUUCUGAAAAAAAGUGCAUGCUCGACCUUACCUUAUUUGAUUGACACUACGCCGGCCUUGCGCUAUCCAUGAACGACAAGGUUGACUCCGACAAGUGGGUAAUGAAAUCAGGCCCAAAGUACAAGCAACGCUACCGCAAGGAGUGGGAAGAAUGCCCGGCAUUUCGGGGCUGGCUGGCGCCUGUGGCAGAGAAUGCCUGCAUAGCUUUCUGCAAGAACUGCAAGAUCACUUUCACGGCCAAGCUGAGCGACAUCCGGUCUCACUCGACUUCACGCAAGCACCAGAAGGCCAUGCAGGGGCAGCUGCCCCGCAAGCGCAUGUCAACAGUCCUCCGGCUGCAAGGCAUUGAAUCACUUGACGUGAGCAACAUUGUGAGCCUGUACCGGGAGAUUGCACGCGUGCCGGAGGCACGUGAUGCAUUUGUGCAUCUGAACCAGGACGGUCAGUCUUUGACUGUGCACACUCUGUGGGAAGUGCGCGAUGUGGAACAAGGGGAACAGGCCCUCUUCUGUCGCCACCACCUGGGUCUGUUGGAUGAUGAGAACAAGCUCAGCUUCCAGGCCAUCGGCCAUCCCCAGGAAUGUUCGUCGGAAAUCCUUACAGCAUUUUCUCAGUCUGGGUGCCACAAGGCAGUCCUGAGGAAAGUCACUAAGAAAGGAGAAACCAAACAGAUGAUGGAGUUUUGGGACCAGAACAUGAGGUUGGACUCGGUCGACCUGGAGGCCGUGAAUGCUCAUGGCAAGGUCCAUGAAAGUGGAACAUUCAGCAGCUUCUCGUGGUCUAACAGCGAGAACCAGCUGCUCUACAUCGCUGAGAAAAAGCAGCCUAAGCGAGCCUCCUACUUCUGCCGCACUGAACAAGAAGUUGAAAAGGGUACGCAGUUCUUGCACAGAGACAACUGGGGCGAGUGCCACAAGGAACACUGCCAGCCCGUGGUGUGCACCAUCAAUGUGUACAGCAGCGCCAUCAAUGUGCUCGACAAUAUGCCCGAGAAAAUCUCACCGGGACAGGCUGUGUGGGCUCCCGAGGACGUGGGAAUUGUCUUUGUUGGCUGGGAAGGAGAUCCAUGGAAGCUGGGGCUGGUCUACACGAACAACCGCAGAUCCCGCCUGUAUUUCUACGAGUUCGAGACAGACAGUUAUGCCACCAUUGGCGACACAAACAAGAGCAUCUGCUCGCCACGGAUUAGCCCGGAUGGAAAUUCUCUUGUUUACCUGCAGUCAGAGGUUGGAGGUCCCCACUUUCAAGCCUGCCAGCUGGUCAAGUGCUCUUGGGAGACUAAGCAGACGUUAGUUAUAAUCGACAGGAUCAGCACGCCAGUAGGCAAUGAGUUCCCUGGCCUCUACCUGAAUGCACUGCCACAGAAUUGCUUCAUUGGUGACGGAAGUACUGUCGUACUUUCCACUUGCUGGCACAGCAAAUGGGAGGUUAUCGGAGUCAACCUCAAUUUUGGCACUAUCACGAAGCUCAGCAAGGAUGAAACCGUAGGCUGCUGGCAAGUUCUGACAGUCAAAGAGAACUUCAUUGUCGCCUGCAUUUCAGCUCUCAAUUCAACACCUCAUGUGGUUGUAGGCGCGCUUACGGAAACAAAUGACGUGAAAGUGUGGACACCCAUCGAGCCUGACGACAACAAGGUGUCCGGCAUCAGCUGGUACAUCCUGCAGUUCUCGCCGCCCGAUGAGUCAAAUAUGAUCUUCGAAGCCACGCUAGUGACACCAAAGAAUGAGAAUGAUCUCCCACUCAUCGUUUGGCCACAUGGUGGCCCUCACAGCUCCUUCCAUGCUGGUUUCCAGCUGUACCCCGUCCUCUUUGUCAAGUGUGGAUUUGCUGUGCUUCUUGUGAAUUACAGAGGUUCCAGGGGAUUUGGGGAGGACAAUCUCAAAUCACUGGUGGGGAAGAUUGGCCAGCAAGACGUAUUUGAUGUUCAGUGUGCAGCCGAAGUAGCAGCUCAGCGAGAUGAAAUCAACCCAGACAAGACGAUUAUAUUUGGUGGCUCUCAUGGAGGCUUUUUGGCUUGCCAUGCUAUUGGCCAGUUUCCGAGCUUCUAUCGCGCAUGUGCAGUUCGGAACCCUGUCGUGGAUCUUUCAUCCAUGGAUGGAACUGACAUUCCCGACUGGCGUUGCGUGGAGAGUGCCGUGAUCCAAGACUACUCGACAAACUGCGUGCUAGAGCCCAAGCAUCUGGAGCAGAUGUGGAACAAGUCGCCCAUGAAAUUUAUCAAGAACGUGCGUGUGCCAACUUUGUUCUUGCUGGGCAAAAACGACAGACGGGUGCCGAUGACACAAGGCAUCAAGUUCUACAAGACACUUCUCGCCCAGGGAGUCAGUUCACAGAUGUACAUCUAUGACGACAACCACGCGUUAUCCAAAGUCAACGUUGAAGCGGACGUGUUUGUCAACAUUGUCCUUUGGUUCAAGAGAUUCAUGAACUGAGUUGUGAAGUGUCAGCAAGAAGUGCCUGUUGAGAUUAAUGCCUACCGUGCGGCAAUUUAAGAAUAAUUGCUGUCUUGAAUUCCGGUAGUCGGAACACGACCUUGUAGACUUGUGAAGAACUACAGGGAGCUUUCUUUUUACAUGUUCACGCCGGCACAAUGUUGGCACCUCAAAAUACGAAUCUGUUUGCGUAAACAUCACUGUUACAUGUGUGCAUUAUGAAAAUAAUACUCACAAAAGUUGGAGUAUCGCUGAUGUGUGUGCUGUGUCACUCGACUCACCAGAUAUGUGCAUUAGUUUCGGUGACUGCAAGAACUGUUGCAACUUGCACAUGCGUAAUGGUUGCAUGUCUGCAAGUUGAGAAAACAUUAAACACCAUUCAUAAUAUUGCUGGAAUGGGAUCUUCAAGGUUUUGUUAUAUUUUGUUAAUCUUAAAUAGAUGUCCAAGUGGUCCAAACUUUAGAUAAAUAUUUUUAAGAGCCAGAGUACCUUAAAGGGGCCUUGCAACACUUUUUGAGCAUUGUCUGGAGACGCUGCCAUUCGGUAGUCAAGGCUCCAAUGAACAUGAGAACCAAAUAUUGUUGCGCAGCAUGUGACAUGGAAUUCACAAUAAAUUCUCAAGGUCAGC